This is a messenger RNA of Bufo bufo (common toad), 1428 nucleotides long. RefSeq names its product high mobility group 20B (gene HMG20B). NCBI's taxonomy places the organism in Eukaryota, Metazoa, Chordata, Amphibia, Anura, Bufonidae. The record is from RefSeq and is a predicted model, not a curated record. Gene Ontology annotation, cellular component: nucleus. The coding region runs from base 97 to 1056 and encodes 319 amino acids. Gene Ontology annotation, biological process: regulation of gene expression. The transcript has 10 exons.
GUGACGUCACAAACCUCCUUAUAACAACUCCAUUCUAACAUCUACCGGUGUGUAUGGUAUGAAUUCUGAGCACAUUCCAGUGGAUAUCAAAAGAUCAUGUCCCAAGCAGCAAAGCAUCUUACUGGAGUACUGCAUCCUGUGGCCAAAACCCAUAGUGGCAAUUUUCUAGUUGCUGUCAAACAGGAAAAGGUUGAUGCACCCAGACCAAGUGGAGAAAAGGACACAGUCACUGAAGAAGAGCCAGUAAAGAAGAGAGGAUGGCCCAAAGGGAAGAAACGCAAAAAAGUCUUGCCUAAUGGACCAAAGGCCCCUGUUACUGGUUAUGUGCGGUUUCUGAAUGAGCGCAGAGAACAGAUUCGGACACAACAUCCUGACUUACCCUUCCCAGAGAUAACAAAGAUGCUAGGAGCAGAGUGGAGUACGCUGCCAACCCAAGAGAAACAGAGGUAUCUGGAUGAUGCAGAAAGGGAAAAACAGCAGUACAUUAAGGAACUUAGAGAGUAUCAGCAGUCUGAAGCCUAUAAAAUGUGUGCAGAAAAGAUUCAAGAGAAGAUGAAAAAUGAAGAGAGCAGUACCUUAUCUGCAACCAACGUGCUGAAUGGACACACACAAAAAGCCACAGAUUCUCAGAAUGAAAUUCUUUCUGCUUUUGAUGUUCCAAUUUUUACAGAAGAGUUCUUGGACCAUAACAAAGUUCGUGAGGCAGAACUGAGGAGACUGCGCAAAAUCAACAUGGAGUUUGAGGAGCAGAAUUCCAUCUUACAGCGACACACUGAGAGUAUGAAUAGUGCUAAAGAGAGACUGGAACACGAAUUGUUACAAGAAGAAAGACAAACGAUGAUCCUUCAACAACAACUGCAAACAAUUCGACAGAUUCUGCUCACAACUUUCUCAUCACUACCAAUUCCUGGAACAGGAGAGACUCCAACAAUGGGCAACCUUGAUGUUUAUAUGGCUAAGCUCCACAGUGUUAUAGAAGGUAACCCAGCCCAACAUGAGAAUUUGGUAAUUCAGCUAAAAGAGAUUCUUUCCAGAAUAAAUAGUGAACAUCUGUAAAAUAUGGAUCACUUCUACAUAAAGAAGUUUCUAAAUGAUUCUAAAUAUAGAAAUCCGAAGACUAACUGGUUUGAAAUUCAAGACCAUGGAGUAGCUAUACAUUAACAUGAUGGGCAAUUUGUGAUUAUUAUUAUUAAUUUGUGGAAAUAUGGACAUGUGGUAAUGUCAUGGUUCUAUGAAAAUUAAAUCAGUAUCCCUUUUAAAUGUGCAUUCUUCUUACUCUGGCUUUGUGCACAUCUAUAGGAGUUUACCUUCUGCAUAGUGGCCUGUUUUGUUAAACCCUGUUCACAUGUAUUAUUCUUUACUUGUAGAUUUUCGUGGUGCUUUUAGCACUGAAAGUCUAUAGUUACACUGAUUGUGCAAGUCUGUCUU